AAUACCCCCCUCCUCAAGGAAUGGGUCCACCUCAGUUUGGAUACCAGAUGCCUAGUCCAGCAGGCUUACCUGGCUACAGACCUCCAUCCCCUCGUUCACGCAGUAGGACCAAUCUCAUGGGUCAACCUCAACCUCAACCUCAGCCUCAGCCUGCUACAACCCUUGCAUCACAGAUGGCUCAGAAGCCAAUCUUCACAUCAGGAAACUUCGGGGCUGGUGUUAAGACUGCUUCAACACCUCUUACCAAGGGGACUAGUUCUCAGGCAGUCCCUACUCCACCUCAACCUUUUAGUCAGAUACCACAAGCGCAGGCUCAGAAUCUUGUUAACAGGGCUGUGACAUCAACCAUUUCCCCCAGUGCGUCCACUGCUGAAGUUGUUUGCAUUUUCCAAGGAAAAGCAACCUACACAUCGAAGAUUGGUGCCAAGCAGGAAGGAAAUGUCAAAGUGUUUUUCUUCGGUGCCGAGAAGGGUGGUCGGGUGAGGAUGGAGACUCUAUCAACAAACCAGAUUAUUCUCAACCAUGAUAUCAAUACACUGAAGCUGGUGGCAUCCUUCACCCCAACGCUAGUCACAUGGAAGAGACCCCAGCAUGACGGGAAGGGAGAGGAGACUGUUAACCUGAAUUUUGAUAAUGCUGAACUAGCUCAGAAAUUGAAGUCAGUUCUUCAGAAAAUCCAGGAAGCUGGCAAGAAGUCUGAAGCUUCACCUCCAAAACCAGCUGUGGCAACUCCAUCACCAUUCACCAUAUCAGGGUCUCAGGCCUUUAAACCUACUACGACACAGACCCCUACUGGAUCUUCACCUGCAGUGUUUGGCCAGGCUCAGACAGGAAUGCCUGCAUCAGCUGCCCUUGCAGCCCUGUCUGCCAAACAAGGAGAGGAGAAGACUGUCCAGUCUGGAGAAACACCAAAGCCAUCUUUUGGUGGCUUCACAUUCAGUGGUACCCCAGUGAUAAAGACUCCGGAAGACAAGUCAAAAGCAUCACCAACAGUCAAACUGAAGGAAAGCUCCCUCAAGGUAACCAGUCCAGUUGAAAGUGGAACUGUUGCAGCAAAUCAGCCCAAGCCUUUUGCUGGGUUUACCUUUACACAAACCAAACCCAUGACUCAACAAGCACCAGUUACAGUUGGACCCUCAUCUGCUUCAGCUGCUAGCUCUAUUUUCACUCUUGGACAAAACAUUGGAAGCCCCAUGCCUAGUUUUUCUAAUCUUGCUGCCAAUACUUCAGCAACAGGAUUCUCUGGAUUAAAGACAACCCAUGACUCCCCAAGCAAGGGAGAAGAUGAGGAAAGGGUUGAGGAAUAUGAACCCAAUGUGGACUUUAAGCCAGUUAUUGAUCUGCCAGACUUAGUGGAAAUGAAGACAGGGGAAGAAGAUGAGGAGAAGUUGUUUGGGGAGAGGGCCAGGCUGUUUAGGUUUGAUGCUGAUACCAAUCAGUGGAAGGAAAGGGGCAUUGGUGAGGUAAAGAUUCUGUACAAUAAGGCUGCCAAACGUUACCGAAUUCUGAUGAGACGUGAGCAAGUUUUGAAGAUUUGUGCUAAUCACAACAUAACAAAAGACAUGAAACUGACACCAAUGACCAGCUCUGACAGAGCUUGGUGUUGGUCUGCAAUGGACUUUGCAGAGGAGGAAAUGAAAAUGGAAAAAUUGGCCAUCAAGUUCAAGACUCCAGAACUGGCUUGUCAAUUCAAAGAAUGUUUUGAGAAAUACCAAAAUAUGUUAGAAGACUCACCAGUAAAACCAAUACCUGAAGCUAUAGGAAGCAGUGAGGUAGCUGAGAAAAAAGAGGACCCUAAGGGAAAGAAGUCUUUAGCAGACAUGUUCAAGCCUAAAACUGGAAGCUGGGAAUGUCAAGGAUGCUACUGUGUGAACAAGGGUGAGCAGCUGAAAUGUCCAGCAUGCAAUACAAUCAAGCCAGGUGCUGAAGAGGAAGUUAAGAAAGCAGAAACAGCCAAACCUGCGGCAGGUAUCUCCAGUGGAGGCUUUAAAAUUGGUGAGGGAGGAUUCCAGAUUGGUGGAGCAGCAGGAGGGGGAGGGUUCAGUCUUGGCAAGAAGCAAGAAGGUGGAGGAUUUAGUUUUGGUUCUGCAUCAUCAGGUGGUGGAUUUUCAUUUGCUUCAAAACCAGCACAAGAGGCUGAGCCUACCAGUAAAGACUCUCCAAAGGAAACUGCAGUUGAUCCGGGUAGAGAGGCUGCCAAAAACAUACUUAAGUCAAGUGCAUCCACAAUAGGACCCGGAGGAUUUAGUCUUGGAGGAGGUGGAUUCAAGCUGGAUGGUGUUGAUAGUGAUGGAUUCAGUUUCUCGCCCAAGCCAUCCACUCCAGCAAAACCAGCUAAAAGUGAGCCAGCAGAUUCUACCACUGGAGGCCUCCUGGCAGAGAUGCUACAGUCAAAUGAUCCUCAGCCUAAGACAACUGCAGCAUCUUCAGCAGCUACAUCCGGGUUUUCCUUUACUCCCAAAUCAUCAGGAUUCAACUUUGCUUCUGCAGCUGAUUCUGCCAAGAAGGAUGGAGGCUUCCAGUUCAAUCUUGGAAAGGUCUCAACUCCAGUCAAGAACCAAGAAAAGAAAGAAAUCGGCUCCCCAUUUCAGUUCACCUUCAGCCUUACCCCAUCAAAGACUCCUCAAUCCAAGACCACUGUGACAUCACCCAAGUCUCCAGAGGGGGACUACUAUGUCAAUAAGGAAGGAGAGGACUCCCACAUCUAUUUUGAACCUAUUGUGUCUUUACCUGACAAAGUGGAUGUGAAGACUGGGGAAGAGGAGGAAGUUACCCGGUUUGAACAGAGGGCAAAACUCUUCAGGUUCAGUGAGGGUGAGUGGAAGGAGAGAGGUCUUGGCACUAUGAAGAUUCUGGAACACAAAACUUCCCACCGCUACCGACUUCUGAUGAGGCGAGAACAGAUCUUCAAAGUGUGCUGCAAUCAUGUGAUUACCCCUGAACUGGAACUCAAGCCAAUGGGCUCAGGUGAUGGAAAGUCAUGGGUUUGGUAUGCCAAGGACUUCUCUGAGGGAGAGGGCAAGGUGGAACAACUAGCUAUCAAGUUUAAGAACAAGGAGAUAGCUGACCAGUUUAAGAAAGUGUUCGAUGAUGGAAAAGCUGGUGGUGGAAAAGGUGCCUCUGCAGCUACUGAAGGGGAUGUGUCAGCCAAGCACAUUGAGGUUGAAACUCUGAUGACAAGCUCAACCAAGCAGGUUUCUGGUGAUAGUGGCAAUCCUUAUUACAAAGCUGAGCUUGAGUUGCUUAGCGUAGAGCCCUUACAGUCCAGUAGGUAUGGUCUGUCAACAGGGGACAUGGGAAAUCCGUACUAUAAGGAAGCUCUGGAUACAUCGGAGGUUGAGGAACAUAUGUCUUCUGUGACUGUUCAAGGAACCGGCGACAAAGGAACACUAUAUUACAGACAGCAUCUUAAUGACUCUGAGAAAGUGGAAGCUACAAUUAUACAUGGUACUGGUGAAAAGGGCAAUCCAUAUUAUAAAUCCGGGCUUGAUUUGUCCAGUGUGGAGCCUUUGAUGUCCAGUUCAAAUGUUCAAGGUCAAGGUGAUAAAGGCAAUCCAUACCAUGAGGCUGAGCUUGAGAAAUCAGGGAUGGAAUCUCUGAUGACAAGUGUAGACAUUCAAGGUACUGGGAACAAGGGCAAUCCAUAUUACAAGACUCAGUUAGAGCAGUCCAGCGUAGAACCCCUGAUGAAAGCUGCAAAUAUACAAGGUACUGGAGACAAAGGCAAUCCAUAUUGUACAGCAAAGUUUGGACAGACAGUUAUCACAGAAUCCAUGUCAGCUACCAAGCUUGCACACAGCACUGGUGAUGAGGGCAAUCCCUACUACAGCUCCGAACUGGACAGACUUGUGGGCGAACCACUUCUGUCUAGGUCCAGAUCUGGAGAAACAGGUGACCUAGGCAAUCCAUAUUAUUCAUCUCAGCUUGACCAGACAGGUGUAGAGCCAAUGAUACACAGCAGUAGCACCCAACGGACAGGGAGCAAGGGCAACCGUUACUACACAGACCACUUAGACAGCUCAGUGGUUGUGGAGACUGUCAAAUCCGUCAAUGUCAGUCAGGGCACUGGGGAGGGUGGCAACCCGUAUUAUAGUUCUGCACUGGACAAGUUGAUCGAUGAACCCAGGAUGUCAUGUUCUAGCAGUCAGGGGACUGGUAAUCUUGGCAACCCCUACUACUCCUCCAAGCUGAAUGAUGUGCAGUCCCUGUAUAUUGAGGAGGCAACAGAGGAACAGAAGGCCAGAGCCAGAAAGUACCUGCUGCCAGAGUCAUUCUACCUGUAUGAAAACAAACCCCCCUGUCCGGGCUGUAUUGGCUGCGAGGACUAUGACCCCAGUAAAGUCAGUGUUCCCAGCAAGGUCAAAGCAAAAUCAAAAUCUGAGGAGACAAGUCGAGCACCUAGAAUAACUUCAGUUAAAGUGUCAAGCAGUGCCAGCAGUGUUGCAGGCAGUGUUGGUGCCAGUGAAGGGUUCUCUAUGUUCGGUCAGGCUUCAGGGAUGUCCUUCUCUACCCUAACUGCACAGGGGGAUGCAGUUGGAUUUGCUUUCAAGAAAGAUGAAAACAGACCAUUCCAGUGGUCAGGAGCAGGUCAACAGAUAUUUGGGUCAUCUCCAGGUGGCAACAGGACCAAUGAUGGUGAUGAUGAUGAUGAGGUUGUGCAGGGUGACGACAUUGACUUUAAACCCAUCAUUGAACUUCCAGAACUAGUUGAAGUCAAAACAGGUGAAGAAGGCUGGGAGGUGGUGUACUGUCAGAGGUCGACGUUGUUCCGAUUUGUGCACGAUUCCAACCAGUGGAAGGAGAGAGCUGUGGGAGACAUGAAGAUCCUCAAACAAGAUGACAAAUAUCGAAUGCUGAUGAGGCGAGAUCAAGUACAUAAUGUGGCCUGUAAUCAUCUGAUAGCUCCAAAUAUGAUCCUGUCUCCCAUGGCAACAUCAGAGACAGUCUGGUGCUGGACUGCUCAAGACUAUGCUGAAAACGAGGCAAAGAUUGAACAGUUUGCCCUCAGGUUCAAGACAGAAAAGCUGGCCAGACAGUUCAAGAAGAAGUUUGAAGAGGUUCAGGAGCAGGUCAGACAAACAGAAGCUGCAGCCCCAGCUAAGAAUGCCAACAACUCGGCAACUGAGUCCAAAAGUCAGGAAGUCUCUGUGACAGAGGAAGAAGAAGAUGAUGACGAAGAUGAUGAUGAUUCUGAGGAAGAAAGCAUUGUGUUUGAGAAGAGGGCUACGUUGACAUAUUUUGAGAAUGAUGAGUGGAAGAAACUUGGAAUGGGCAACCUGAAGAUCCUGUACAAUGAAGAUCUGAAUGGAAACCAAAUUGACAUGGACACAGAUGACAAACUAAAAAUCUGCAACCAUAUCAUUUGCCGGGAACACUCAAUAAGAGUAGAGAUGCCGAAGAGAGCAUGUAUGUGGAGUGCCCAAGACUUCUCAACAGACGAGCCAGUCAAGAGGAACUUCAAGGCAUCUUUCAGCUCAGUAGCUGCUGCAGAGGAGUUUGCUAAAUCUUUUAUGGAGGGUGUGAGCUUGGCCCGAGAUUCUGAGUUGUCCGAGCAGAUUUCACAUGAAAUGGAUACCCCUGUUAUAUUUUCUCAUGGUGAUGCCACAGGAGGUCAAUCCCGAAUCCUUGUUUGUCAAUCCGAAGCAAGCUCUGCAACCUCAAUGGGUGGCAGUAGCCAAUGUGAGACGAGGAUGCAGCCAGGUUAUAGUGGGGGCAGCGAAUCAGCAGCCUCAUCACAAACAGGGGAGGGUGUGUCAGCCACUGAUGCUACCUCAGUUGUUUCAUGUUCGCCUGAGCUGUCUGCUCUCUUAAGUUCAUUCUUAGAGGAAGUUUUCAGAUCAGGAAAGAUGAAGAUAAUGAAGAAAUAGCAAAUUGGAAUAUAUGUGUGCUAAACGGAUUAAUAAUUCUGGACUGUAAAUGAAACUGUGCGGAUUUCCAUAAGUGUGCGGAAUGUUUUGAACCUGAAUAUGCUGCUCUUACUGUACAUGGUAAAAAGGAUAAUUAUUUAAGAAUUAUUUACAUCUCUCAGUGUUAUUACAUCAGUGUCUCAAAUACAGAUAAUUACAUUAGUAAGAUGUAUUAUUUCAAAUAGGUUCAUUUGUCAUCUUUUAAGAGAAGUUCGUUCAUGGUCCUUAAAAAUUAUAUAGUGCUUAUUCAAGAAUGGUAGAUCUGGCUAAACAUUUGAAUUUGACACAUAGAAGUAAUUAUUGGAAAUUUCUGUACAUAUCAGAUCGCCAUCCUUAUUAACAUUUGUACUGCUUUGAAAGAACAUUGUUGUAAAUACAUGAAUAAACAUACUUGUUGUUACGGU
Molecule: messenger RNA, 6310 nt
Organism: Haliotis rubra (blacklip abalone)
Lineage: Eukaryota; Metazoa; Mollusca; Gastropoda; Lepetellida; Haliotidae
Product: E3 SUMO-protein ligase RanBP2-like
Exons: 17
Coding region: 21-5867 (1948 amino acids)
Biological process (GO): intracellular transport
Cellular component (GO): nuclear pore; cytoplasm
Molecular function (GO): GTPase activator activity
Source: RefSeq, a predicted model, not a curated record